Messenger RNA from Manis javanica (Malayan pangolin), 583 nucleotides. The record is from RefSeq and is a predicted model, not a curated record. Lineage: Eukaryota; Metazoa; Chordata; Mammalia; Pholidota; Manidae.
GGAAAGGACCAAACCCUAGCAGUAACAGAAAAAUUUCACUUAUCCAUCCCAUUUCUUCCCCUGAAAUCCCUUGUCGGGAAAAGGAAAAGCAAGUGUGCCGGGGUCAAUAGGAGCGCCGUCGAAGGCUGCGCUUACGGAAAGGCACGCCAUGGUCAUCCCCAUUUCGCAGUCCAGGCAAGCGAGACUCGAAGAGGGGGAUGCAGGACGAACCCGGCGCAGGCUCCGCUCGAAGGAGCACCAGGGAACAGGGCGCCGAGGCGCUCGAGACCGCGGUCCAGCCGUCUGCGGAGAGGGCUCGGCGAAUCGCGUCAGACUGCCGCUCGCCUGGCCUGAAGAACAGGCAUUUCAGCCGCUCUCCGCCGCCGCCAUGUUCUCCUCCUCCUCCUCCUCCUCGGCCGCCGCCACCGCCCCCCGCUCGCGGCCCCGCCCCCUCCGCGCCCCGCCCCGCCCCGCUCCGCUCGCUCGCUCCCCACCGCCCCGCCUGCCACGCUGCCCCUGCGCGCUCGCGCCCGGCCCAGCCUCGGCUGCCCGGGGCCCGCGAGCUCCGACGGCGCGCCCGGGGCAGCGUGCUGUCCGCCUGUAG